Messenger RNA from Rodentolepis nana, 1041 nucleotides. NCBI's taxonomy places the organism in Eukaryota, Metazoa, Platyhelminthes, Cestoda, Cyclophyllidea, Hymenolepididae. The record is from the annotation of a GenBank genome assembly.
AUGAGUGGCCCUACAAGUCCCACUCCCCUUGAUCAAUCAAUUCAUUCUUUCCAACCACAAGAAACGUGCACUUGCUUCGGCACUGAAAGGCGCAGAAAACGACGGCGAAUGGUUCUGGAGAUGCUUAAAGAGGUCGCAGAAGCUUAUAAAAAUAGUUCCGAAUCGGACUCAAUGUCUUUAAGCUCAGUUGCCUCUGCUACCUCUCCUCCUACAAAAAAGCCAAAUGAAUCUCUGCGAAGAAAAUUGUUCAAAAAACGUCUGGGUAUCUCGCCACCCAAUUCUCCACCACAGUUUACCCCUACGCCCCCACGAAGGAGCAUUGAACUUGUUGUUGUGGGUGAAAUUCGACCUCCUCCAGUUUUAUCUUCAAGGCAGAAGACUGUGGAAGGACUCAUCAUUGGCAGCAUGCAACCGAAGCCAUCUACUCCCCCAGCAAGGCGACGUGUACUCUCAGACACGGCAAAGGAGAGACCCUUGUCAGUUUGUGACAUGCCUCCAUUACAAUUGGUUGAUAUGAAGGACUCGUUGUCAGUGGAUGAUGUGAGGCUGGAGAAGGCGAGAAAGGUGACAGAGUACUUGGCUGGAGAUGAGGGCUUGCAUCUGCUGCAUGAACAUAAGGAAAUGGCAGGAUCUGUCAUGUCCUUCGCCGAAGUUCUUCUUCCCAAACGAGCACCAAGAGAUCGAUUUACUGUCUACAAUGAAGCGAUUCUCACAGUCUACUCAUACGCCUGGUUUCAUUUCACUUUUUGCCUAGCCACUCUCUACAUGAUGGCUCAACUGACCAAUUGGUACAACCCGGAGCUCUCCAGUCAUCAAACAGUGAUGGAAUCGUGGGCCAACAUGUGGAUGAAACUCUUUUCAGCAUUUCUUGCUCUACUUCUCUACCUAUGGACUCUCUGUUUUAUGCGAUUCUGCUUUAAUCGAAGCCUCAUUCAAACGCCACUCAAUCCUGCGACACAUUGGGUUGCAAAGGAACCUGAAAGUAAUCACAAAGGAAAAGGAAGGUGCCACAAGAAGUUCAUAAACCCCUCGCCGGUGUAA